Molecule: messenger RNA, 7248 nt
Organism: Motacilla alba alba
Lineage: Eukaryota; Metazoa; Chordata; Aves; Passeriformes; Motacillidae
Gene: TOPBP1
Product: DNA topoisomerase II binding protein 1
Exons: 28
Coding region: 49-4614 (1521 amino acids)
Biological process (GO): DNA replication initiation; mitotic DNA replication checkpoint signaling; mitotic G2 DNA damage checkpoint signaling
Source: RefSeq, a predicted model, not a curated record
CCGCGCCUGCGCAGUGCCAGCACCGCAGCUUUCCCGCGCGGUUGAAGGAUGAGAAGUAGUAAGGAGCCGUUUUUUGUGAAGUUCAUAAAGUCUCCCGGGAGCUCGGAGUAUUUUUCUAAGGCUCUUGAGUCUAUAAAAGAAUUCCAGUCAGAAGAACAUCUCCAGAUCCUCGAAGAAGAAGCAGUACUCAAUAUAAAAGAAAAUGAUAAAUCACUGUACAUUUGUGAUCCUUUCAGUGGCGUGGGUUUCAGUCAUCUCAAGAAGCUUGGCUGUAGGAUUGUUGGACCACAGGUAGUUCUGUACUGCAUGCAGUCGCAGCGGUGUGUCCCGAGAGCCGAGCAUCCCGUGUACAACAUGACCAUGGCUGAUGUCACAGUGUCCUGUACCAGCCUGGAGAAGGACGUGAGGGAAGAAGUUCAUAAAUAUGUGCAAAUGAUGGGUGGAUGUGUAUACAGAGAUCUCAACGUGUCAGUAACUCAUCUUAUAGCUGGAGAAGUUGGCAGCAAGAAAUACUUGGUAGCUGCUUCCCUGAAGAAACCUAUUUUGCUUCCCUCUUGGGUUAAGACAUUGUGGGAUAAGUCUCAGCAACGCAUAAUGAGGUACACUGAUGUUAACAUGGAAGACUACGCCUGUCCUGUGUUCCUUGGCUGCACGAUUUGUGUCACUGGCUUAAGCAGCUCCGACAGGAAAGAGGUGCAGCGCCUCACUGCUGAGCACGGUGGGCAGUACACGGGGCAGCUCAAGAUGAAUGAAUGCACUCACCUCAUAGUGCAAGAGCCAAAAGGUCAGAAGUAUGAAUGUGCCAAAAAGUGGAAUGUGCACUGUGUGUCUGUGCAGUGGUUUUCUGACAGCAUCAAGAAAGGCUUCUGUCAGGAUGAGACAAUGUAUAAAAUAGAGGCUGGAUCAAAACUGAGUAAUGCACCCAGUACAUCAACACCUACAAAUGACACAAGCAAGCCUCCCAGUCACGCCUUUUCGGAUGUCAGCCACAUUUCCAAUAUCAAUUUGAGUGGUGUUAAUGAAACUGCAUGUACUUCAGCUAUGAGCAGCAGACUGGAUCCUGUUUCUGAUGAGCUGGAAAAUCUGGACAUAAGUUCUUUUCAGGCCGCUGAAGAUUUGUUAGAUGGGUGUCGAAUCUAUCUCUGUGGCUUCAGUGGCAGGAAGUUGGACAAGAUGAGAAGGCUUAUUAAUUGCGGUGGUGGCGUUCGAUUUAAUCAACUUAAUGAAGAUGUUACUCAUGUCAUUGUGGGGGAAAAUAAUGAUGAGCUGAAACACUUUUUGGACAAGACUGCUCACAGGCCUCAUAUAGUGACUGCAAAGUGGUUGCUGGAGUCAUUUGGGAAAGGCUGUCUGUGUCCAGUGGAGCAUUAUAUCCCUCUAAACUACCAGCUCUUAGAGAAUCCAAUUUUAGAACAACCCGGAUUGAAGUCAAUUUUUCCCAAAAACAACAGUCUUUUGAAGAAAGAUGCUGUCAACAUUAUAAAGCACCAGAAAACUGCUGAAGAUGACUUCCUCUCUCAAUAUGUAGAUAACUAUUCUGCACUAGAUGAAGUUGAAAAACUGACAUCCAGAACCCUCAGUGACGUUACUAACUCGACUGCCCAAGGAGAGAAUCAACCUUCUGUCUGUAAUGGGAAUGGGUCUUUGGCAGAGUCUUCUGCACUGGCUGAAGGAGGCUUAUUUUUCAGGAAGAGAUUUCUUCUUCUGGGUUUUGGUGAAGAGGACGAGUCCUGCAUUGCAGAUAUUAUCAAGGACAAUGCUGGGGAAGUUCUGCCACUGCAAAGCAGAACCAUUGCAGACUAUGCUGUGGUACCUUUAUUAGGGUGCACUGUGAAGGCAACUGUUGGUGACGUUGUCACAAAUACAUGGCUGAUAACAUGCGUGGAACAGCAGGCCCUUUUAGAUCUCCGAUCCAAUCCACUUUUCACGCCAGUCCUGGUGAUGGAGGGAGCUACCCCUCUGGAAGAUUGUGUUCUUUCUUUUAGCCAGUUCACGGGUGCAGAGAGAGACUCCCUUGCUUAUCUGGCAGAACUGCUGGGAGCCAGAGUCCAAGAAUUCUUUGUGCGGAAAGCCAGUGUGAAAAAAGGAAUGUUUGCCAGCACUCAUCUUGUGGUGAGAGAACCGAAUGGCUCCAAGUAUGAAGCUGCAAAGAAGUGGAAUUUGCCAGCAGUCACUGUAGCUUGGCUUUUGCAGUCUGCAAGGACAGGAAAGAGGGCAGAUGAAAGCAAGUUCUUGGUUGAAAAUGCAGAGGCUGAAGAUAUGGAGAGUUUCAUUACUCAGAUUAGCAAGACACCAGCAACUGUUAAGUCUCCUGAUUUGGAACAGCCUUUUCAUCUUCUUGAAGCUGGAAAAAAAGGACCUGUGACCCCACUUGAUAUCAACAGGUUUCAGAGUAAAGCUUUUCAAGCUGUAAUCUCUCAUCAUACCGGGAAGACAACUCCUGUUGCACAAGGGGGACCACUUCAGAAAGAACCAUCUUUAAAUCUUGACACACCAUCAAAGUUUCUUUCUGAAGACAAGUUCUUCAAGCCUUCUUUUGAUGUGAAGGAUGCUCUGGAAGCUCUGGAAACUCCUAGAGGUCCUGAACAAAGAACCAGGAGACUGAGCACACCUCUCUCCGAAGUUAUCAGCAGAAACUUGAAACUGGCACUGGCAAGCAGUACAGCUCGUGCAUCAGCUCUUACUGCCAGCCCUCAGUUGGCUGCUGCACAGCCAGAAGUGGAAGAAGAGCCCAAGCCUCUAGCUGAUGCUGUUAUAUAUGUUAGUAAAAAACUUAAUAACAGGCAAAGGGAGCUGAAUGCAAUAGCAGCUUCUCUUGGAGCAGACUACAGAUGGUGCUUUGAUGAAACAGUAACACACUUCAUCUAUAAGGGCGGACAGAAUGAUAACAAUAAGGAGUACAAAUCUGUUAAAGAACGGGGUAUACAUAUUGUUUCAGAACAUUGGCUUUUAGAGAGUGCCCGAGAAUAUAAACGGCUUCCUGAAUCUCUCUUUCCUCACACUUACAAUCCCAAAAUGAGCCUGGACAUCAGUGCAGCACAAGACAUCAGGCUCUCCUCCUCCAGUAAACCUCUUCCAACUGGAAAACCAGCAGAGGAAAAUGAGAUUAUUCCAGUGGAUGAAGAUGAUGCUGAAGAUGACAUAACUACUGACCAAAUAAAGGAAACAGUCACUGUAGGGGAAGAACAAAGUGUAGCAAGUGAAUCCAAAGGAGUUUUAACCCAAGCACUAGAAAUGAGGGAGAACUUCCAAAGGCAGCUGCAGGAGCUCAUGUCUGCCACAUCACUAGUGAAACCACAAGGGCAAAGAGGAUCCCUUUCAAGGAGCAGCUUUGAUGGCUCUCCAGCCACUCCUGAUAGCGCACGGUCUGUGCGAAAUGGCCGCAGUAGGGUCUUGGAAGCUCUAAGGCAGUCCCGCCAGGCACUGGCAGAUAUAAAUACAGAGCCAUCCCAGAGUGAGCAGAUCAUUUGGGAUGAUCCUACUGCAAGGGAAGAGAGAGCGAGACUUGUCAGCAACCUUCAGUGGCCUAACAGUCCCUCUCAGUACCUUGAGCAAGGUCAGAGUAACACCAAUAAGAAUGUGGAUGAGUCUGCCCUCAAAGGAUCUGUACCUGAUGCAGAGAUGGCUGGAAUAGCUGUUCCUGAGGCUGGGCGUGGAGAUGUGAUUGAAAGUCUGAAGAAUCCCAUAUGUAGAGAUCCCAAAGCGCCAGCUAUGGAUUACUCGAUCCUUACUCCACAGGCACCCAGCAUUGCUUUCCCCCUGGCUAACCCUCCUGUGGCACCAGAGCCGAAAGAAAAGGUUGUUACUGAAGAUGAGAAGGCUGAUGAAGAAACCGAAAAAGUCCGUAAAUUUCAGCUGUCUUCUCUAAAUCCUCAAGAAAGAUUUGAUUACUGCCAUCUGAUUGAGGAAUUAGGUGGAAUAGUACUUGAGAAACAGUACUUUGAUCCGAGCUGCACACACAUUGUUGUGGGACAUCCUCUUCGGAAUGAGAAGUUCUUGGCUUCGAUGGCAGCUGGAAAGUGGGUGCUUCAUCGUUCCUACCUGGAGGCGUGUAGAGGAGCUGGCUCCUUUAUUCAGGAAGAAGACUAUGAGUGGGGAAGUAACUCCAUACUUAAUGUUUUGUCUGGAAUCAAUGUAAACCAGAAGAAACUAGCACUGGCAGCCAUGAGGUGGAGAAAAAAAAUUCAUAAAGGGAAGCAAGAAACGGGUGUUGUUGAGGGAGCUUUCAGUGGCUGGAAAGUGAUCCUGAAUGUUGAUCAAACCAAGGAAGCAGGAUUCAGGCGCCUUCUUCAGUCAGGAGGAGCAAAAGUGUUCUCUGGCCAUUCUGCAUCUCUCUUUAAAGAAGCAACUCACCUCUUUGCUGACUUCAGUAAGCUGAAGCCAGAUGACUCCAGGGUGAACGUGGCAGAGGCAGCAGCCCAGGGAGUGAACUGCCUCAAACCCGAGUACAUCGCUGACUACCUCAUCCAGGAUCCACCUCCCCCUAUGGAGUCUUACUGCUUGCCAGAAGCUGAGUCUUACCUUCAGAAUAACUCAGAUACUGGAAUUGGAUCAUCCCAGAAAAGAAAAGCACUGGGAGAAAUGAGCAGAGUCAAGCGAUCCAGAAUACACUAAGCAUAUUCUCUGUUCUUAAUUUGUACAUUUUUAAAUUCAUAUUUAUAUUUUUUCAUUCUUGCCCAAAAAAUUAAAAGCUUUGAGUUUCAUUUCUAACUUGUCCUGAGAUUAAAAUAAAUUUGCAGUAAUGCUUAUAGGAAGGACUGCUUUGGUUACCAGUAGCAUCUAAAAAUAUGGCAAGAAUUCAUCAAAAACAUACUUACCGUGUCCAAACUAUCCCAUCACUAGACUAGUGAUUUUGUCUGUGGACACAGUUGUAUAUAGUUCAGAAAUCAUUUGUAAAAUGCUUAUCACAUCUUUUAUCUGUGUGUUGUGGCAAAAAUACCAAUUGAUGAGAAUUCCAUUGCAUUUUCCAUAUAGUAAUAGACUUAGAUUUUUACAUUAUUUUUUCAUCUUUUGGUAUUUUCUAUUGGAAGGGAAGAGAGAAACCAGACAAAAAGAACUGGCUUGUAUAUUUUUGUACUACUAGAAAGUGUAAUAAAUUAUUUCUAUAGAUUACAGGUGCUGUUGCUGCCAUCCUGACUGCUAAUGAAUCUCCUCAGCAACUGUAGAAAUAAUUCCGUUACCCAAGAGGUGAAGUUUGUCUUGACCAUGUUCCCUGUUUGAGUCUGUGACAGGAACAGAGCCAGACAAAGACUUCAUUUACUAGCAGCUGGGAAUGUUCUUAGUCAGACAACCAGAAUAUUUGACAAAGUCUUUGAUGUUUUCAGUUACAGUGGGUCUGGGUCUGUAUUUACAGAACUUCAUGUGUGAGUGCACUGAGUUAGUGUAGGCACAAGUGUUCUCAUGGAACCUGAAGAGCUGUAUUUAAGCAGCUGGAAUUACUACAGCCUGUUUGAACUGAAAAGCACAGCAUCCAGUUGCACAGGACCAGUGGAGUUAUCUGGAAGAAUACAUGUAACUGAAGUCUAUUUAAUUUACUUCUUUUUUGUUUUGAAGGUCAGGGUGUAUUUUAUGUUUAUUUUCUAGCUGCUGAAUACUGUUUUCUAGAAAGGGUUUGCCAUCAAUAUUUGUUGCAGAUCCAAGACUGAGCCACAAGCAUUAAAGCCCUGGGCAACCUGGAGAGUCACUCUGGGCAGGGCAGAACAAACGUUUUGCUGCUUGGGGAAGGGACAAGGCACCUGAGCCAAGGGGUCUCCAGGUGAGAGAGAACAGGAAAGCAGCUUGUCUUUAUGUGCAAGGCUAUAUACUCUGUGCUUCUGAUUUCUUGGUUUAGUGCAGCAGAUCUUAUGUCAGUGAGCUCUGCAACCUGCUGUCAGGAUGACCUGAAGGAAUUGUCAGAAAGAUUGAGAAUGAAUAUGAGGGAUUUGAUUCUUUUUAAGAAGUGGAAUCUGUGCCCCUGUCACUGGGGUCUUGGCUGUGACAAGACUGCUAUGUUGAGCUGCAGUGACUACAGCCUUACCACCUGCUUUUGGUUUGUUUUUGUUUUGGUUUUUUUUUUAUAACAGCUUGAUGCUUUUUGGUAUUUGUGGACAUCAAACAUCUCCAACUUGUUCCAAGUCCACAUACUGAAAAUAAUGCCACUGUUAGUGCCUUACAUCACAUUUUGAAUUAACUGUGUAUUUCACUGUUCACCUCUGAAGUGCUGCUUUGCAUUGCAGGCAUUUGAAAUAGGUGUACUACCAGGCAAGACUAAGGUUUCUGUGACUUUUUCUUCCCAGUCCCCAGAAGCUGUUGUGGAAGAGUAGUGUUGGUAUUCUCACUUUAUAGAUAAGUUAAGGGGGUCAGGGAAUGGUUUUUUAAGCUUUAAAAGAAGUCUUGGAGCCACACAGUUCCUGCAACUGCUGUGAAUCCUGGGGCAGGGCAGAAGGGGAAGCAGCUAAAAUCAGGCAUAUACCAACCCACAGUGGUAACCUGGGAUCUGAGUGCCACAUAUUCUCCAGUGUUCUCUGCCCUUGUGGACACUGGUUUAAAGCCAGGGCUGGGGCAGAACAGUGAGGGAGGGCUGGGAGGACAGAAACAGAAAGCAGCUGUUCCAGCCAGAGCCAGCUCCUCUUCUGCGCUGGGCCUCCAACAUCCAGCUGUCUGUAUGCCACACACAGGGGAACACAACACAAGCAAGACAAAUUGGGAGAUGGAAAUUCAGUUGGUGCUGUUAAGAUAAAUUUAUUUUCUUCAGCUUUCUUCACAGGAAACAUCAUGAAAGUGCUUUACAGAGUUUGAAUACCAUUACUCUACCAUGGGACAAAAGGACAACAAGUGUGUGCACUGCACAGUUAGAAGUUGUCAUAUGCAGAAGCCAUGAUAGGUAAACCAGGGUAAAAACAAAAAUCUACUGACAAAAAUAUAUAUUGUUCAGGUUUUGAACUUAAGUUAUGACUAUUAACACAAUUUUAUAAAUAUACAGGCACCAUUAGGUUCCUGUGUUAACUGUGGGGGCCACACAGGGAUUCUCAGAAACAGAUCAUAUUGAACUCUGCUGAAACAGUUUCUGCUGUGCUCCAUAGGCUCCCAGCCAAGCCAUUUCCCCAGACAGUAUAAUUCUUUUUUUUUGCACUACACUGAGCCCACAGUUAUCUUCGUUUCUUCACAUUAAGUCUGGUGCUGAGGCAUUCUGGUACACUGUUGAAAACAAAUUCAAGGGCUUUUUUUUUUCCCUUUUGAUUUACAGGGAGCUCUGCUUACAAUUCUUCC